Anas platyrhynchos (mallard) is the source of this 1694-nucleotide messenger RNA. NCBI's taxonomy places the organism in Eukaryota, Metazoa, Chordata, Aves, Anseriformes, Anatidae. The record is from RefSeq and is a predicted model, not a curated record.
GGCACAUUUCCUGACGGACAACCCCCUCAGCCAAUCAGCGGGCGGGGCGCUGCCGGGAGGGGGUGUGGGGGAGGCGCAGCGCGGAGCCGCCGCCAUUUUGCGAGCAGCGAGCGGCGAAGGGGGCGCAGGGCCGGCGCCAUGGUGAAGCUGUUCAUCGGCAACCUGCCGCGGGAGGCGACGGAGCAGGAGAUCCGGGCGCUGUUCGAGCAGUACGGCAAGGUGCUGGAGUGCGACAUCGUCAAGAACUACGGCUUCGUGCACAUCGAGGACCGCACGGCGGCCGAGGACGCCAUCCGCAACCUGCACCACCACAAGCUGCACGGCGUCUGCAUCAACGUGGAGGCCAGCAAGAACAAGAGCAAGGCCUCCACCAAGCUGCACGUGGGCAACAUCAGCCCGGCCUGCACCAACCUGGAGCUGCGCGCCAAGUUCGAGGAGUAUGGCCCCGUCAUCGAGUGCGACAUCGUCAAGGACUACGCCUUCGUGCACAUGGAGCGGGCGGAGGACGCGGUGGAGGCCAUCCGGGGGCUGGACAACGCCGAGUUCCAAGCGGGCUGGGGCCGCUUUUCUUUCCUCAGGCUGCGUUUUCACCGCGCUGACUCCGUGAUCUCGGUGUGCAGGGGGGUCCCAGCCCUCCGACAGACCCGACCGAGCGGCGAGGGGCCACCAGCGCCCUGCUGCCGUCCCCACCGCCCCCCGAACAAGAAGACAAGGGACAGCAAACGCUUUUACAAACUUUAAUGAUGGUUCCAGCAGCAACGAGGAGCCCGGCGGGGCCCCAGCGAGCGGCUCGGCCACACGGAGGGAGCGCUGCCACUCGCCCCGGGCUGAGCGAGCCCCUUACAUCCCAGAGCUACUCCGCUAAAACCGAAGUGUCGCCGGGAGGAGCCGGUCAGAUUUCACUUAGUGAACGCUGAGAGAGAAACGGAACGGUGACUGGAGAGAAAACCUGCAGGCGCCGCAGUGCAACAGGAGCAGGAUGAGCGGGGGACGCCCCGAAUGACCAAAACACCCCCUGAAGGAACCGUCCCCAGCAGGAGGCCACCACCCCACUGCCCUGUCCUUGGAGGCGACCCCAAUCCCUCUGCUUGCAGGAAUUUGUGAUUUCUUUCAGAAAUCUGCUGCCACCCACCCAAAAAAGAGCAGUUCUGGGAAGAGACGCGUGCAACAACCGCGCGUGGCCGACGCUCCGGCCCCAAACCCGCUGGUUUGCCUCUAGCAGGGACAGGGAGAGCGGCGGGAUGCGGUCUGACCCCAAACCCCACUGCAACACGUCCCCAAACGGCCGGGCUGGGCAAAGAAAUACAGAGGACAAGGGUUUCCAAACGGAAAACAGCCCAGCUUUUUAUUUACAGUCGUACAAAACGUCACUCGGUGCUGCUGCGUCGAGCCCAACGCCGUGCCUGGGUUUUAAAAAAGGCGAGGGGAAGAAAAAAUGGGGAUGGGGGAGCUGAAAGAGCUCCUCGCUCGGCGGCGCCGAUCGCUCGGGAUACAAAACGCGCCCGGGCGGUGAGGGGGUGGCUGAGAGAGCCCCGCGCGGCGCAGAGGAGACGGUGCCACGACGGUAACGGCGCUGCAGGGAGCGGCCGAGGGGCUGCGCGGCCGCCUGGCGCUUUUCCCCAGGCACAGAACAACGUGUUUUCAAACCGUGAAUCCAAAACCUUCUAAAAACGAGAGAAAAAAAUCAAAGAUGG